Molecule: messenger RNA, 1643 nt
Organism: Canis lupus familiaris (dog)
Lineage: Eukaryota; Metazoa; Chordata; Mammalia; Carnivora; Canidae
Gene: HSD17B3
Product: hydroxysteroid 17-beta dehydrogenase 3
Exons: 12
Coding region: 248-1030 (260 amino acids)
Cellular component (GO): endoplasmic reticulum
Molecular function (GO): oxidoreductase activity
Source: RefSeq, a predicted model, not a curated record
UUAGAAAGAAUACUUUAUUUCAAAGCCCGUGAAUCAGAAGAUUGUGUAAAGAAGUUACUCUAAUCUAAAUGUCUCUGCACAGUGGAAUGCAGCUGGUGACUCCAAAGGGUGACCAACUUGCCUCUGGAGCAGCCACAUCCUCAGAGGGCUGCUGGUGUGCCUGGUGUGCCUGGUGAAGAGUGUGAGAUUCUCCAGGUAUAUUUUCCGACACUUCUGGAAAGUUUUGCCAAAGUCGUUCUUGAAGUCAAUGGGACAGUGGGCAGUGAUCACUGGAGCAGGAGAUGGGAUUGGGAAAGCUUAUUCAUUUGAGCUAGCAAGACAAGGACUCAAUGUCGUGCUUAUCAGCCGGACACUUAAAAAGCUACAGGCCACCGCUGCAGAGAUUGAGUGCGCUACGGGGAGUAGUGUGAAGAUUAUACAAGCAGAUUUUACCAAAGACAACAUCUAUGAGUAUAUUGGAGAAAAACUUAAAGGCUUAGAAAUUGGAAUUUUAAUCAACAACGUGGGGAUGCUUCCAAACCUCCUCCCGAGCCACUUUCUUGAUACAGCAGAUGACAUCCAGAGUGUCAUCCAUUGUAACAUCACCUCGGUAGUGAAGAUGACACAGCUAAUUCUGAAACACAUGGAAUCAAGGCAGAAAGGGCUUAUCUUGAACAUUUCUUCCGGGGUGGCCCUCUUUCCCUGGCCUCUGUACUCCAUGUAUUCAGCUUCCAAGGCUUUUGUGUGCACGUUUUCCAAGGCACUGCAAGCAGAAUACAAAAGGAAAGGGAUCAUUAUCCAGGUGUUGACCCCAUACGCUAUCUCAACCCCAAUGACAAGGUACCUAAACACCAACAUGAUAACCAAGACUGCUGAUGAGUUUGUAAAAGAAUCACUGAAUUAUGUCACGAUUGGAGAUGAAACCUGUGGCUGCUUCACGCAUGAAAUCUUGCGGAUCUUCCUGAGCCUGAUCCCGUCAUGGGUUUUGUACAGCAGCACGUUCCAGAAGAAAUACAAGGACUACCUCAAGCAGAAUACUGGCACUAUAUAGUCCAAGUGCACUGACAUGCUAUCCAGCAUGAUUCUCUUCUCCAUGUUCCCUGUUGGCUGCAGAAAAUGAAGGAGCAGCUCAGCCCCUGCCACUCUCCUGAAGAGGCUGUGUCACAUACACAGUCCCAAAAUACAACUUUUUUUUUUUUUUUUUUUGCCAUUUUACUUGAGUCUGGAGAUCUUUGGGAAUACUGUAGUAUAAAAACAUGUGUUGUUCAGUGGGGUUUUAGGGUUUUGUGUGUGACAUGAUGAGUGUGUCUAAAGGAGAAACUGGAAGAAUUUCUACUUGGGAUUAUAAUAUAAAUGUGCUGAGAAGAAAGCCUUUGGUAGUUCGAAUAUUGAGAAUAAUUAUGCAUAUAAGCUUUUAUAGCUAUGCUAAAGAAUGUCAGAGGUUACUAAACUUUACCAAGAGUGCUGUAGUUCGAGGGCAUCAAAAUAAGCUUCUCAGAGACCCAGGAAACUCUAGGGGAAUAUGUGGGAGCCACAGCUACAUCAGGCCAGUUUCUGGGGCCUCCCAUUCCAGUUGAUGCAAACCAAUUUUAUCUGUUUUAUUUAUAUUUGGGGUUCUAUAUCAGAGUGUAUUCACAAAAAUAAAACAGAAAAGCAUACAUUGA